CAAACCACUCAACCGACAAACGGGAGUCUCUUUUCCAUACACAGUGCAUAUACACCAUACAGAGCAGAAGCCAGUCGUUGGAACACAUCAAAUAUUUCGAGUGGUGAAAUUCUGCAGAAUGGGGUCUUACUUUCUCUUGCCUGCCGUGCUGGCAUUUUUAGCCUUGACGCCAAUAUGUUACCUGACAGCGUCUGCAACUACAGUGGCCUUCUCCGUGGGCAAAUCUUCCAAUCAGGUAGUGCAUGGCUUGGCCGUAAUCACCUUUGAUCGAGAGUUCGUCAAUGAGGGCAAUGCCUUUGAUCUACUCACAAGCACUUUCACCUGUCCCCAAGACGGUGUUUACGCUUUUCACUUGCACGGCUUGUCCGGAGGGACACACAGACGCUUCCUGGCGGGGAUUUACCACAACAACGACUUGAUGGUGACGGCUUACGCGAAGGUUCGAGAGUUCUGGUCGAUGGGCGGGAACACAGUGCUGUUGUCGUUGCGUGUCGGGGACGCAGUUCAGGUGAAGUUUGUGUACGGUCAGAACGAACUCUACGGCGACAACACCGAGCUCUACACAACCUUCUCUGGUUAUCUUUUGUCAUCAUCUUGAUAAAUGACCACGAGAAGGAAAAACAACCAACCUGUCAAUACAGGACAACUCCAAUGGGACUAAAAGUUCAGCUAUGAAAAUGACAGGGAGUAAUACAUAAGAUCAGAAAUCUAUUUCACGAAUUAAAACUCCAUAUCAGCUGAAAAGUGAGCAACACUUCCUGUCAAUUACGGCAUCAUUGAAAAUAUAUUCAUACCCAAACGUUGUAGCACUUGAACCACUGGUGUUUUCUUACAAACCGAACUGGAAGACAAGCAUAGAGAAAUGCCAGACUGCUUCCUAACCUGCCAGCAGUCCACAACACAGUGUAGAUUCUGUAUUGUAUUCUGUAUGUUCAAUAAAAACCAUGCUUUUAGAAAAUAAAAACGCUUGACAGCAAUAGU
Molecule: messenger RNA, 981 nt
Organism: Liolophura sinensis
Lineage: Eukaryota; Metazoa; Mollusca; Polyplacophora; Chitonida; Chitonidae
Product: complement C1q-like protein 4
Exons: 3
Coding region: 119-598 (159 amino acids)
Molecular function (GO): protein binding
Source: RefSeq, a predicted model, not a curated record